CCUACUUAUUUCUUUAUAGCCAUGGCAGGCUAUAACGUCAAAGACACGAAAGUAUACACCCCGCAAGGUACUGCGCUGAAACUGGACCAACUGACGUCGCUUCUGUGUGCAGUGUGCGGAUUCGUUCUCCGCGAGUCGAUGCAGGUGACGCGCUGCGGACAUCGCUUCUGUAAAGUCUGCAUUGACAAAAUGCUGAACACCAGCGGUGACGACAAUCUUAUGUGCCCUGUUGAUAAAGAACACUUCGAAAGAGCCGAAGUAAGUGUCUUCACUGUCUUGCAAGGCACAUGAAGCAUUAAAAUAUCAGAAAGUGUUGCUGUUUGAUAGGUGAGGAAGGACAGAGGCUGUCAGAGGGAAAUAGGUGCACUAGAAGUCGACUGUCCCACUCGGCCAGAUCCCUGCUCCUGGAGAGGACCGCUGGUGGAGAUUGAGGUUCAUCAGCUGAAAUGUCCCAAUGCUCUGGUCAGCUGUACACUCAACUGUGGUAUGGACCUUGGAAGAGAGGAGAUAGCUCUACAUCUUACCAAUGACUGUCCCAAGAGAGAAGUAGUUUGUCAGCAUUGCAAAAAGGGAUUUGCCUCAGAUUCCAUAGAAGUGAGUCAGCCUUUGUGGUUUUUGUUAGGGACAGUUCUGAUGUUUUUACCUAAAAAGUACACAAUUUGCCAUUUUAUAGUUGCAAUAGGUCAUUCAUAAACUAUUCAUUGCGUCACAAUAACAGAGCCAUUUCAUGGAAUGUGAGGAAUUUCCUGUGGCAUGUGAAUAUUGUCAGCUGAUCAUGCCAAACCGGAAGUCUGUAAGUCUACACAGGUCUUGUAUUAGCAACAUACAUUUUGAUGACGUGUAUAAUAUGUCUCUAUACUUUCAGAUACAGAAACACCUUCAGAAUGAGUGUCAAAGGUAUGAUGAGAUGAAGUGUCCUAUGAACUGCCCCAAGGACUUCAAGGGCGACCGAGAAAGCGUAAACAGCCACUUGAAAGACCACCUGUUGGACAUGUCACGACUUCUCAACACAGCUCUGUCUCGUAUUGAGGCUCUUGAAACAAAAAUCACUCAGGUGUUGGAAGAAUCUAACAGAGAACGUGUUGAAAUGCGCAUGGAAAUUACCGAACUCAAAAAAGCAAUGAGAAAUGGACAAACCACAAAUACCGAAAAGUCCCCAACAGCCAAGCUAGUAGCAAAGAACGAAAGUACAAAUGGAAGUGUAAGUGCUUCAAAUUCACUCCAGCCUUUGUCAGUCUCAUCUGUCAAGAAUUAUGCACACAACUCGGGAGUCACUAGAUGGGAAGAACCGAAGACUGUGCGGAGAGAGGACGCAGGAAUGAAAGAGGAAAUACGAUCACAGGAGACUCGACUCAUGAAAAUGAGCGAAACACUGCAGACAGUGCAGAGCAACCUAACACAGCAUUCGAUAGCAAUUGAUGAGGUUCGUCUACGGCAGGAUAUACUAGAUGUCAAGGUCACCAACGGAGUAUUGAUUUGGAAGAUUCCUGAUCUCCGGAGGAGAUACCGAGAUGCGAUUGAUCGACGUACCAUCAGUCUUUAUUCUCCUCCGUUUUACACCAGUCCUCACGGCUACCGAAUGUGCAUCCGUACCUACCUCAACGGAGAUGGAAUUGGCAAAGGCACGCAUAUUUCCAUGUUUUUCGUCAUCAUGCGCUCGGAGCACGACAACCUUCUCCCCUGGCCAUUCAAGCAGUCAGUUCGCUUCACACUCAUCAACCAGAAAAACCCAGGAGCCAGUGUCUCAGAGGCAUUUGUUCCCGACAUCAAGAGCUCUUCCUUUCAGAAGCCAGAAAAUGAUAUGAAUCUGGCCAGUGGAUUCCCCAAGUUUGCUCGCCAGUCGGUACUGCAGGACGAGCAGUUCACAUUAGGGAAUAUGAUUUACAUCAAAUGCCAGGUAGAUAUCACUGGACUCAAACUAGAUUGAAACAAUUGCUAGGCAAUCCAUUGAUAAAAGAUCACCAAUACCUUCAUAGAAUAAUAAUUAUUUAAUCAUUGACUGUUGUAUUUGCACAUAAUAUUUGUCUUGUAUCAUCGACGACUGCAUGCUCAGCA
Molecule: messenger RNA, 2055 nt
Organism: Geodia barretti
Lineage: Eukaryota; Metazoa; Porifera; Demospongiae; Tetractinellida; Geodiidae
Source: the annotation of a GenBank genome assembly